CAAGUUUUGAUAACUGACUUGCGUCAGGCGGGUUGCUUUUAGCGUUGUGCGUUAUUUCGUCGGAGAAAAAGUAGUGCUGAAACAUAUAAUUUUUAAUAAUUAGCAAUGUUCGUUAUAGUUUUAUUUUGUGAAUUUGAUAAAAGAUAAUUGACAACGCUAGUGAACUGUUUCGUUGCAAUUUUGUCUUUUGCGUGGCUUAUAAAAGUUUUCAAGUUGGUCACUUCGAAGUUUUAUAAGUGCUUGUUUACUGUUUUUGUGUUCUUAAAGUUUUUGGCUGCUUUUAACUUUGUAUUGCGUUAUCUAGAAGAUAGCAUGGCGUAGACACUACAGCUACACUUCUGCUGUCAAAACUGUUUCGCAUCUUACUUUCGAAGGUGUUGUACUUGAUGCGGUGACAGGAUGGAGGCGGACCGCGACAAGCGCAUGCUGGAGCGCGAGGUGCUGCGCAACAUGAUCCAGCAAUGGAACGCCAACAGGCUCGACCUCUUCGAGCUGAGCGAGCCCAAUGAGAACCUGGAGUUCCAUGGAGUAAUGCGCUUCUACUUUCAAGACUCCGGCCAGAAGAUAGCGACGAAAUGCAUCCGCGUCGCAUCUGACGCUACAGUUAGCGAUGUCAUAGAAACUUUGAUCGAGAAGUUCCGUCCAGACAUGCGCAUGCUGUCACUGGGCUCGUACUCUCUGUGGGAGACGCACGGGCCCGACUACGAGCGCCGACUGGAGCCACACGAGAAGCCGCUCUUAGUGCAGCUCAACUGGCACACCGACGACCGCGAGGGACGAUUCCUGCUCAAGUGCCUUACUAAUAACGAGGUUCCUCUGUCUUCCGUCAAUGAAAAAUCAGAUCAGAACUUCAAAAGAAAACUGUCAAAACGUGAAAAGAAAGAGCUCAAAAAGAAAGAAAAACUUUCAAGAUUAAAGUCGGACACCAAUGACGAAAACAGACCGAUUGCGGAGAAACUGUACACAGAGUUGCCGGAGACGUCGUUCACGCGCAGCAUCAGCAACCCGGAGGCGGUGAUGCGGCGCCGGCGGCAGCAGAAGCUGGAGAGGAAGCUGCAGCAGUUCCGCUCCAAGGACGGUGGACCUGAUACAGGCGGUACACUGAAGAUCUACGGGUCAUCGCUGUGCGCGGACGUGCCGUACAAGACGCUGCUGCUGUCGGUGGGCGACUGCGCCGCCGCCGUCGUGCGCGAGAUGCUCGACAAGUACGGCCUGUCCCGGCACGAGCCGCACCACUACUGCAUCGUGCAGGUGGAUGCAGCAGAUAACUCUGAGUACAUCCUAGAGGAUGACGAGUGCCCGCUCGCUAUCGUGAUGACGCAUCCUCAUCGCAGCUCCAUCAUGUUCCACGUGCGGCGGCGGCCGGCGGACUCGCAGCCACGGCGGCGCAAGAAGAAGGCAGGUGGUGGUGCGCGGCCCGGCACCGAGCCCCUGCUGGUCGAGGUCGCCCCCGAUGGCUCAGCCUUAGAGAACGGACGUAGGAUGCGACUUGCAGAUGUACUGGAGGUUGGUUCAGGGAAUGGCACCGGUCUGCAGCUGUACGGGCCGUCGAUCCAGCCGCGGCACUGCGUGGUGGCGCCCGCUGACGGCGGCUACAGCGUCACGCCGCUACACCCCGAUGCUCAGGUCUACCUCAACGGACGCAGGGUCACACACACGCAGCGACUGCAGCAUGGUUGCCUGGUGAAAUUCGGUCGCGUAUCCACAUUCCGCUUUGUGGACCCCGCGCAGGAGAACCUUAUGAACAGAAACCUGGCGCAGUCACAGAACUACGGCUCCGGCUCCAUAUACGACAGAUCGCCCACAUCGGCGGAGAAUAGCGGCGCGAUGUCCCCUACCUCGCUCGCGUCACAUCACGCGGAACUCGACACCAACUCGAACGCGAACGUGACCAACGACACCGAGUACCCGGGCACCGCCAGCCCCGUGUCGCACGACGCCUUCGCUUACAGGGACGGCAACGACACUAUGUCGCCCUACAACAACAACACGCUAAAACUGGACAACGAAUCGCUCAUGAUGUCGCAGCAUCUAAGCGACUCCAAGGACGAGUAUAUGAGGGACGAGCCCUCAGGCGCUGCGUACGGUGAUCAGGAGCAGAGCGCCGCCGUCAGCCGCACCGGCUCGCACUACAAGGACAACUAUGAGACCACUUUCGAUCUUGACGGUAACGUCGAGACGAAGAGCAUUUGCAGCGCCAAAAGCGGUGGUUCGGGACACGAUAACAGGGUGUCGUCGUGCGCGCGGCCGGGGCAGGAGGCGAUCCUGCCGGCCGUGCUGGAGUUCCCGGAGGCGGGGCAGGCGCAGUUCCUCGCCGCCGUCAUCACCAGGCUCGACCCGCACGCGCCCGCCUUCAAACUAGCACCAGUGUACACAUUAUAUUUGUGUGCCAGAUACCGCGCAUCGACUCACUACCGGCCUGAGUUAACGCCGACGGAACGCGCCCACAAGCUGACCGCCUUCUUGCACCACGUCGCUACACUCAUACAUGCCACCGUACAGGAGCGCUGCACGGACUCGGCGGCGCAGGCCUUCUGGAUGGCCAACGCGAGCGAGUUGCUCCAUUUCCUUAAGUGCGACAGACAUAUCUCCUCCUUCUCCACGCAGGCGCAAGAGUUACUGCCACAGACUGUGCAGAACGCAUUCAGCAAUCUAGUGACGUGUUUCCAAGAAGAGCUGGGCCGCGCGCUGGUGACGCUGAACAGCCCGGCGGGGGGCGGGGAGGGCGAGGCGGGGGACGCGACCGAGGCGACCGCGCCCACGCUGCAGGCGCUCGCUGCCGCCAUGGUGCUGCUGCGCCGCUGCCGCGUCAACGCCGCACUCACCAUACAGCUCUUCUCACACCUCUUCCACUACAUCAACGCCUACUGCUUCAACAAGUUGGUGUUGGAGCCGGGCACGGUGAGCGCGCGCUGGGGCGCCGCGCUGUCGGCCCGGGAAAAUAAUCAACUGCAAGACGAUCUAACCCCCGAAACUCCGGGCUGUCCCAUUGAACUCAAAAGCGGCUCCUCCUCGCCUCGGCCUAUACCUAUUUUUACAUUCACUUGUGAGGACUUCGACGAACUACAAAGACAGAGUGAAGCACGGGCCCCGAGCCCCCACCGGCCUCGCGAGGAAGCGCCGCCGGUGCCCGAGCCGCCCGCAAACUACGAUCAGUCGAGCGAGAGCGGCGACGCCAUUUGCUUGCCGCCGCAAAUGCGACCGAUAGAUACCAAACUUACGUUGGAGUUGUUUACCGCGCGCGGCCGCGAGCCGGACGGCUACCGGCGGCGCUGCACGGCCGGCGACGACUGCGUCAGCGCCUGCGAGUGUUGCCGCACGCCGCAGCCCGACGCGCACCAGAUACCCUACAUUGACGAGCCCAACUCGGAACCUGUUAUAUUUGAAAACGAUUGCGCCGACGAGAGGGUCGCUACACCGAAGAUUCGAAGGAUACUUCCUUCUGUGUCCAUAGAUCAGUGCGAUGAUAAGAAACCGGUGACUGCAGACGCCGAGUGCCAGACUUCUUCCUCCCCCGAACACGAAACCACACAAACUAUAUCAGAUUCUUUAUCAUUGAUAGAUAAGAAAAAGGAGCUAAGUUUAAAUCUUGAAAAGGAAUCCAAGAAUAUAGAAAGUAUUCACAGUCGUCUGAAGUCUACAUUAUUGAAUAUGUCAAAAUCGAUUUCCAGUAAAUCGGAAGAUACCGAGGGACCGUCCACUUUUUCCACUUCGGAAUCUUUCGAUGACACUAUGAAUGAGAAAUACGAUCGUAUAGAUAAAGUUCUCCCAAAUGUAAUAAAAAAUGACACGAAGCAAAUAUUAGAUAGCGUCGACAGAAAGUCGUGGAAGUCCCCCGACGAAUACCGACCCGCUUUUGGGAAGGUUAAAGCUUUAACGAAACAGUUUAAUGAAAUGAACUUGAAAUAUUGUGUUAAAAACUACAAGCGGAAUUGUCAGUCUAGUCCCAAUCUUUGCGUCCGCGAUGACAGCAGCGCUAAACUUAAAGACUGUUUGCCGAUUAGCACUAGUUUAGCUGACAUACAGUUUGAUCACACCAAAACCGAUACUAGCUACACCAAGGAUACCAAAAUGUCUGACGAUGAAGUAAAAAGUAUACUGAUACAGCUGGAAGACUGGUCCAGAUACGGCUCCCGAGGCAGCGAGGAUACCCUCGCACAAGGAAACGAAUUCGAAUUACCAAAUCUGCCCUCGGAAGAGCAUACCGACAACGCCUCUCAUAGCGGUAGUAUAAUAUUCAACGAAUUUGUUGAAAAGAAGCCGAGGACAAUAACACUCGAUAACAUUAAACUUAAAUCAAAUCAGUCCAGUAUGACUUCUGUUCGGACGAAAUCUAGCAAAGAUUCAGUGGUGGAAAGUGGCAGCAAUGAAAAAAUUUGUAAUCCGAAACCGCCGCAAGUGGUCGCUAUGACGCACAAGCAUGUGUCGCUACUAGAUGUGUCGACAGAAAGAGGUUUAGACGACAGCCGGCAGUCGUAUGAUACAGUAGCUCAAAGUUGUCCGGACAUUAGCAGCGGCAGUGCACACACUGCAACGGCUUGCUCGGCAGCGCUCAACGGCUCGCAAAUAAUGCGGAACAAACACUGCGUCCAGCUCGAAAGCCCGCCGCCGCUCGCGCACACGCCCGGCGUCAUCGGCGCACAGGAGGUCUACAGAGACCCGCGGGCGCGGCGGCUGGCGGAGCAGCAGGCGCGCGCGGCGCCGGCCGCGGUGCCAGAGACGCUCUCCUUCAAGGAGAAGAUGAAAAUGUUCGCUCUCGAGGCCGGCGACCGCUCCACGCCCAAGGACAAGGUGAAAAUAUCGCGAGCGCAGCGAGACAUUGACGCGGUGCACUGACCGGCACGCGCCUACUCCUCAACAUAACUACUUAAAUCAUCGACAUACGAAGUAUUGAAUAUUAUUUAUAAGAGAGUCUUUAUAAACGAACUUAAUGUAUGCAAGUUAUUUAUAUCUGAUAACGUCACUGAAGCAGCUUUCAGUUACUGUAUUUUGUGAUUCCUUUUAUCCGGAGGUCGGUCCAGUCGCCGACAGAGCUUCCCGCGCUCCGGGACUAAGUUCACGAGAUUGCCUUCAAAUGAACAUAGCACCAAUUUACAACACGAUUUUAGAAUAUAAGUAACGGUUUUAAAAUGUAUUUUAGUGAUAAUGUUAGAAAGACUAGAUGUAGAGGUCGCCUUAGCAGCUAGUGCACAUGUAGCAGCUACCGCGUAUAGAAUUUGAUUCAUUCAAAAAUAUUUUAUAUUAUCUAGAAAUUGUGAUGGCACAUUGAGAUCGAUAAAUUAUUAUUUAAAAAUUAAAUUAUAUUGUGUGCCAUUUGUAAGAAAUUUAUAUUGAAUUACGUUUGUAUUUUGUAUGUUAGAGGUUUAUUAACAGGGAGGACCAAGAGUGCGACGUGGGCGGUGCCUUUGCGUGGACCUUAAUGAGUAAUCGAACAUAUCCAUUGAACUCUUCGCUUCACGCUAUGAAAUAUUAAGCUUCAUUACAUUCCAAAGAAUGAAUCUUUAUUCUAUUUCUAUCCUUUUAUAAGAAUCAUUCCUAUCGCUCUUCUCGAGUCAUCCGUCAUAAAUUGUGUGUAACACGUUUACAUUUAGUACGUAACAUAUAUUUAGAAAUAGAUUAUUUGUUACUUUUAUGAAUUUAAUAUUAAUGUAAGUGCUGAUCCCGUUUACAAUCAACAUAAAGCAAUAAGAGAAUGUGAAGUUUUUUAUGUAAAUACAAAUUUAUUAUAAGCACGUUUGUGCCAAAACUAUACAAUGUGGCAAAUGAAGCGGCAACGCGCCGCGGCCAGCUUGUUGCAGCUCCUCGAUGGUUUUUAUUGUACAUACGUAUUUAAGUCGUAAUGUGUUGACAAUUUUGUACACCUGUUUGUAUAUGUAAAUGUUUAUUUAAAAUGAAUUUAUAUGAGGAGUUUACAUUGCGGAGGGUUGCGAGGCAAACGGUAGGAAGGAAGAAGUAUGUAGUUUAGUUUCUGGAUUUGUUUCCAGUCCACACCCAACGAUAGUCAAUUAGAACAUUUGAGAUUUCUUUGUAGUAUUAUAAUUGAUUACGUAUUUUUUAGCUUGUAUAUAAUGUAAGGUAACCGACCUAGUGACUACAAUAUUAUUUUAUUGUAAUUGGAUUAGCAAUAUCUGUUUCAGAGAGAAAUUGUACUUCUAUUUAGAUAUGAUACAUCCAUACGAAAGAUUAAUUAAAAUAAACUAUCACAAAUAA
Papilio polytes (common Mormon) is the source of this 6210-nucleotide messenger RNA. It is a transcript of the gene cno, whose product is annotated as afadin. The coding region runs from base 400 to 4836 and encodes 1478 amino acids. Gene Ontology annotation, molecular function: protein binding. The transcript has 22 exons. Gene Ontology annotation, biological process: signal transduction. NCBI's taxonomy places the organism in Eukaryota, Metazoa, Arthropoda, Insecta, Lepidoptera, Papilionidae. The record is from RefSeq and is a predicted model, not a curated record.